AUACACCUCACAGACAUACAGACAAUAUGGCAUCUUCAGUACUUGAGCCUGUCAUUUCGGCCACACCUCCACCAGAGACCCAAAAUGUCACCAAGCCAAGCCAACCAACAAACGGCACAGCGAAGGCCGACCCCUCUCAUGAGGAAUACCAGUACCUUAACCUGAUUCGUGAAAUUAUCAACAACGGCGAGCACCGUCCGGAUCGCACAGGGACAGGAACAUAUUCGAUCUUUGCCCCUGCGCAAAUGAAGUUCAGUCUAUCUCGACCCUCCUCCAACCCCGCUGCACCGCCAGAACUCAUUCUACCCCUUCUCACAACAAAACGCGUUUUCUUGCGCGCCGUGAUCGGCGAACUUCUUUGGUUCGUCGCCGGGUCCACACAUUAUAAGUCACUUCAAGAGGCUGGUAUAAACAUCUGGAACGGCAACGGCUCGCGUACCUACCUCGACAGUGUAGGGCUAUCGCAUCAUGAGGAGGGAGAUCUAGGGCCAGUCUACGGCUUCCAAUGGCGGCACUUUGGUGCAGAUUAUAAGGGGCACGAUGCAGACUACACUGGGCAAGGCGUGGACCAGCUGGCAGAAGUCAUCGAAAAGCUGAAGAAUCGCCCGUACGAUCGAAGGAUCAUUUUGAGCGCAUGGAACCCUGCGGACUUGAAGAGGAUGGCUCUUCCGCCGUGCCACAUGUUCGCACAGUUCUACGUCUCAUUCCCACGGCAGAAGGAAAGCGAGACAGAGAAGCCGAGGGGCGUCCUGCAUUCGCUGUUAUACCAGCGCUCGUGCGAUAUGGGACUUGGUGUGCCGUUCAACAUUGCAUCAUAUGCGUUGCUGACGCACAUGCUGGCACACGUCUGCAAUCUGACACCGGGCACUUUCACACAUACAAUGGGCGACAGUCAUGUAUACUGCGACCAUGUAGACGCGGUAAAGGUGCAGAUCGAAAGGGAACCGCGCGAUUUCCCUACCCUCAAGAUCAACAGGGAAGCAGGCGGCAGUAUCGACGGAUGGAAGACUGAAGAGCUGGAGGUUCUUGGGUACAAGCCACACGGAGCUAUCGCAAUGAAGAUGAGUGUAUAGUGUACACAUUCCUUGAAGUAGCUAAUUAGACAUGUAUAUACGACUGUACG
Messenger RNA from Macroventuria anomochaeta, 1123 nucleotides. Its product is annotated as thymidylate synthase-like protein. The coding region runs from base 27 to 1073 and encodes 348 amino acids. The transcript has a single exon. Gene Ontology annotation, cellular component: mitochondrion; cytosol. The record is from RefSeq and is a predicted model, not a curated record. Gene Ontology annotation, biological process: dTMP biosynthetic process. NCBI's taxonomy places the organism in Eukaryota, Fungi, Ascomycota, Dothideomycetes, Pleosporales, Didymellaceae. Gene Ontology annotation, molecular function: thymidylate synthase activity.